This is a messenger RNA of Hypoxylon fragiforme, 1949 nucleotides long. Its product is annotated as dehydrogenase E1 component-domain-containing protein. The record is from RefSeq and is a predicted model, not a curated record. The transcript is spliced from 3 exons. The coding region runs from base 310 to 1554 and encodes 414 amino acids. NCBI's taxonomy places the organism in Eukaryota, Fungi, Ascomycota, Sordariomycetes, Xylariales, Hypoxylaceae. Gene Ontology annotation, cellular component: intracellular membrane-bounded organelle. Gene Ontology annotation, molecular function: pyruvate dehydrogenase (acetyl-transferring) activity. Gene Ontology annotation, biological process: pyruvate decarboxylation to acetyl-CoA.
GCGGGCUUAGUCUAGGUCAGCUAACUACGUAAACGGGCAGUAAGGCAAGCGGCUCAGGGUCCCCCAAAAGGAAAAUGUCGGGCGGAAAAUCCCAACGUUGAAUUUUUGAGAAAUUUGAGUGACUUUCCGCUCCGGAGCUCUCCAUUUUUUCUAAAUUUCCCAAUUCCCCCAAUUCCUCAAUUCUCCCCCAUCCCACCAAACAAGAGCUUACCAACUACAUUAUUGGUAUUUCUCAUUCUUUUUUCUCAAUCUUGUCUUUUUAUCUUGCGGGAAUUUCCAUCAUCAAUUCCGACAAUAAUAGUAGACAUCAUGUUCUCGCGUGCUCUGCGAGUUCAAAGAGCAGUAGCGCCUCUUGCGCGUGUUCGAGCUGCUAGACCCCUCGCCGUUGCACCUUUCCGUACCGUCACGACAGAUGCUGCAUCCUCCCACGUUGACAAGAACGCCGUCCCCGAUGCCGACGACAAGCCCUUCCAAGUCACCUUGAGCGACGAGAGCUUCGAGACGUACGAGCUCGACCCACCCCCGUACACUCUCGAUUUCACCAAGAAGGAGCUCAAACAGAUGUACUACGAUAUGGUGGUUAUCCGACAGAUGGAAAUGGCCGCCGACCGAUUGUACAAGGAGAAGAAGAUCCGGGGUUUCUGCCACUUGUCCACUGGUCAAGAGGCCGUGGCCGUUGGUAUCGAGCAUGCGUUGACUAAGCAGGACGACAUCAUCACUGCCUACCGAUGCCACGGUUUCGCUCUGAUGCGCGGAGGUACCAUCCGAUCUAUCAUUGGUGAGCUCUUGGGCCGGCGUGAGGGAAUUGCGUACGGAAAGGGUGGUUCUAUGCACAUGUUCACCAAAGGUUUCUACGGCGGUAACGGUAUUGUCGGUGCUCAGGUCCCCGUCGGUGCUGGCUUGGCUUUUGCGCACAAGUACAACGGCAACAAGAACGCUGCGGUAAUAUUGUACGGUGACGGUGCUAGCAACCAGGGUCAAGUCUUUGAGGCUUUCAACAUGGCUAAGCUCUGGAACCUCCCGGCCUUGUUCGGCUGUGAAAACAACAAGUACGGUAUGGGUACGGCUGCCGCUCGGUCCUCCGCUCUCACAGACUACUACAAGCGUGGCCAGUACAUCCCCGGUCUCAAGGUAAAUGGCAUGGACGUUCUUGCGGUCAAGGCGGCCGUCAAGUACGGAAAGGAGUGGACCGUCGCAGGAAAUGGCCCGCUCGUCCUCGAAUACGUCACAUACCGAUACGGUGGUCACUCCAUGUCCGAUCCCGGCACCACAUACCGAACCCGAGAGGAAAUCCAGCGCAUGCGCUCCACCAACGACCCCAUCGCCGGCCUCAAGCAGAAGAUCCUAGACUGGUCCGUGUGCACUGAGGAGGAACUCAAGUCAAUCGACAAGGAGGCCCGAAAGCACGUCAAUGAGGAGGUUGCCAUCGCUGAGGCCAUGGCCGUCCCCGAGACCACCCCCCAGAUCUUAUACGAGGAUAUCUACGUCAAGGGAUCGGAACCGCAAUUCCUACGCGGCCGUACCCCCGACGAGAACUUCUACUUUAACUCGUAGAUUUUCUCUCAUGGAUACGGAGAAUCUAGGUAGUUACCUAGUAACCUUGUACUUGAUGCAUAGCACGCACGACUUUGAAGAAAUAGAAAAAUAAAUACCCGCCUAAUCAUGUACUUAUCUUUUUCCUCCUUCUUCUUCUCGUUAUUGCAAUGCACAAAUCUCGAUGACGACGACACCACCACUAACAACAACAACAACGACAAUGGCCAAUGAUGACGACGAAGUCCACAGUGUAGUAUUACAUAUUUAGAUAGAGAUGAAACGAACGGCCAUGGCUGGGACUGGAACGGACUGGACUGGACUGGACCGGAUGGUGAAUAGAAGAAAGGGGGGGCAGGGGGGAUAGUGGGAGGGGAGCGUAGGGGAAGGGGGGAGGGUUGGAGUAAUGUUAAAAG